ACAAAACUGAGUACAAAAAAAUUAUUAAAAUGUUUUAAUUAUUGUUCAAAAAACAAACAUUAAAUGAACAUAGAACAUAUAAAAUGAAGGGGUAUCCAUAAUGAUACGUACAUCCCUAUUUAGUACGCAUAAAUAUGACUAAUUAUAAAUUAUGAAAAUAAGUUAUUUCAUGCCUAAUUGGGCUUUUAUGUGUUUUAUUAUUCAGGGGGUUAAUGCCUGUAAGUUUAAUGUAAAGUUCGACAGAAAUUUCAGAUUAUGUUGUUUUGCUCCUUUCUAAAUUUUGCUCUUCCAAAGGCCUGCCAUUUGGUGCCUAAAUGCAGCUCUCCUUUUUUAAUUAAUUAAAUUAUUUUUAAUUAAUAAAUUAUUAAUUAAUUUAAAGAUUACAUGCCCCUAAAAUAUGUCAGUGUGCUGCAAUCUUAAAAAAUGGCAAAUACCGUAUUGGCCUGAAUAUAAGAUGACCCCCUCUUUUUCAAGACUCAAGUUUGAAAACAGACUUAUAGAAACACCAUAUUAAUUUUUAUACAGAAAAUAAUUACAGUACAUCUGAAACAAAUGAUUCUAACAAUAUAUUCGAGAGAAAAAGCAUGUUAUUUUGCCUCAUUCAAAUCUUAAUAUCUGAACAUUUAAAUACAGUAUGUAAACUAAAGUGCAAUCACAUUCGUAAAUGAAUGGCUUCUGGUUUUUGAAAUGUAAAUAUUGUGAUAAAACAACAAAAGUGCAACAACUGCAUUAACUAUCAAAGUGAAGUCUAACUGUAACUGUAGUCUUGAAACAAAUCUGAAUAAGGAGAAACAUUGCGACAAAAUAAUGCAAACUGGUUAAACUAAUAGCUGAGAUCUGUCAUGACAGAACAUCGCUUCAAUGAUAUCUGGCGCCAUGAAGCGUCGUGAAUGUGGAGAGUAGCUGAGAUCUGACAUGACAGAACAUCGCUUCAAUGAUAUCUGGCGUCAUCUAGCGUCGUGAAGGGGUAUAAUGUCUAGACCGCGAAUAUAAGGCGACCCCCUCUUUUUCAAUCUUAUUUCAAUGCAAAAAACACAGUCUUAUAUUCUGGCCAAUACGGUACAUCAAAUAAAUAUUUAUCAAAUUGCUCCUGGGUCAAUAGAAACGGGAAACAAUGGUUUCUUGAUCUAAAUUUGAUUUAGCCCGCUCUAAUAAGUAACAGGAAUACAGUAGAUGUACAUUUAUUAAUAAUGAUCACUUCAAGGUUUCCCUUUCAGUGAGUAUUUCAAAUGAUCACCCGUCAAACAAUGCAGAAGCACACCUUCUACCCUCCUUGUUCAUUCAAACGCUUCAAUGGCUUUCCUUUCUCUUGAUUUAAAGUCUACGAUUUUUUUCCCCCUUCCAUCUGUUAGCCGGCUUGCCAGGAUAUGCUGGUGCAGUCACGGUGCCGGACAUUUCCCUUCGUUAGCGCCAAGGUUGCAGGCGAGCUGCUUUGUUUGUCGAGAUGCGCUCGGCAAUUCAAUUUCACAGCUUCAUUUCACCAGAGAGCUGGAUGGGCAUCAGGAUUGAGGGGACAGUAAUUGAAAGGCACUGAGGCUCAUCCUGUGUCCUCUUUUUUUGUGUGUGUGCCGCUUGAAUUCAUGAAAGCAUUUGUGUUUGCCUUAUCAUUAUUGUUGUUAGACGGUACUUUUAGUCACCUAUUGUAGUCACCCACAGAAUGUGCCACCAAGUGUACUGACAUUGCGCUUUAGCCUAGAUUAAUUUUGGGUCAAAGUAUUUUAGUUACCCAAGAUAAUAUUGAAUGAAGGUUUACUAGGUGGCAUCUCUUUUAUUGCCAAUACCGUGUCACUUUAAAUGUAACUACAUUUAAAUGACUGUUUUGACAGUGAUUUUGAGAGGCAAGGCACAUCAGUGGGAUCCACGCUGCAUUAUUCAGAGGGAAUGCGUGAUUAUGCGCCAUCUGCGUCCAUACCCCAGUGGGCCUGUCACAAUUGAUCCACAACCCUUGACCUUUUCCGUACCCGCAGUGUUUUCCAGGCAUUCUGUCAUAUUUGCUGUUAUUGUGUGCAAAUGCAUGGGUUUGGACAGACAGACCUUUGCAAUAUGGGACUCACCUUGGUUUCAGGACAGAUGUUAUUCAUAUGUUAGGUCAUCUGUGCAAAAGCAGCACAGUACUUAAACUGCAUUACACAUCAGUUUUUAAAAUAUCAACUAUUGGUAAGACAUAUAGACCAGGGGUCCUCAAAUACAAAUCUUGAAGGUCCACAAUUAUUUUUUUUCAGACAAGCAUGGGUCCAUUUAUUAAUGUCGGUCAAGUACAAGGCAGGUUGAAGGUGGUAAAGGUGGUUUUCUUAUGACCAAACAAAAAUACAGUGCACAUUUUGAUUUAAUAAAAAUAAAUAACGAAACAUUUUCGUGACUUAAAAUAAAAUUUAAAAAAAACAUGCAAGUACUAUGUUUACAUGCGCAUGUACAUUUAAGCAUCAUUAUUUAGUGUACAUGUGUAUGUUCACUAAAUAUUUGACAAGAUUGUCAUUAAGGUGCAAACAAUAACUAUUGACAGUACAUUUUGUAACUGUAAAACACUGCUGGACAAAAAAGAAAAUGUGCAAGUAUUACAGUAUUUGUUCACAUGUACAGAACAUAAAUGACAAGCUCUGUCAUUAAGGUGCAGACAUAAUAUUUAUGAUAGUAACUUUAACUGUAAAACACUGCUAAAUGAGAGAAAUGGCAUUUGGGGGUCACAAAGCUGAUGCUAACAUCAUCAGCCAGUACUUCAGUGCGUCUUGCGGUUGAUGAAUCUGAGAGUGAGACUUGAUGUUUGUUUUCUUUUCCUUCGAACAUUGCUGCCAUCAAUUCAGUCAUACACUCUUUUAUUAUUUCUCCAUCAGAGAACGGCUGUUGUUUGGCCAACACCCAUGACACACUGAGUGAGCACUCCGUUGCAAUUUGUGGUUGUGUCAUAGAUUUAACAAUAACCUUCCUUGACUCUUGAUAUGACUGCUUCAACCUGUUAAUUUCUUGCCUUCUCAAUUCUGAUUUAGGAGGAAACCUCUCUUCAAAAAAGCUGUGCUCUUUAACAUAAUGGCGUUUCACAUUUUCACUUUUUAUCAGAGCAACUGUCUUGAAGCAUAUUAAGCACAUAGGUUGGAUACUUGCAGUUGGUAAAAUGGAAGCAUAUUUGUCAGUCCAUUCCUCAUUGAAACGGCGAUUUUCGUUGUCCAUUUUUUACUUGGUCAACGUUGAACAUACCAUUUUGUUAGAUUUGGUCUUCUACUGGUGACAAACGGAAAACAAACAGAUUGCAAAGUGCCCGGUGCGACUCGUGUUUCACACUGCUGCGGUCCAUCCACUCUUGCUAUCUAGCAGCAUGCAGGCUCUCUCAGCCAACCAGCGCAUCCAUGCACGCUAGCUCAGCCAAUCGGCGCAUCCAUGCAGGCUUUUUCAGCCAAUUAGUGCAUCGUUGUCUUAGAGAUGACAACAGAAGUGGGAACGUGGAAGAUAUUUGACAAAAAAUGAAACAGAAUUUAGCGAUAGAAUAGUAGCGCAUAGCAAUAGAUCGGUGAUUCAUACAAAUAAUAUACUGUAGGUUAAAAUAGUUUUUUUUUUUUUUUUUUUUAAGUGCUGUUUGCCAUGGGUCCGCAGAGAAGUGUGCUGUGGUCCACCCCGGAUAUAGCAGUUAGCCUUUAUUUUACCUAAAUAUGUAGAAGUACGAUGCUAAUCCGUUAGCCAAUGUGGUGGCCGCCAUAUGUAAACAGAGCUUUUCCGGUGAAAGUUCUUGUGAAUAAAUGCUUAAAUCCCUGAAUUCAUUAUAGAUAUGGACAUAAAACAGUCUCGAUUCUUGGUUAAAAGCAAAAAAAAAACAAAAGUGCAAUUAGCAUUUAUUUUAUGUAAAUAUGUCAAAGUACGAUGCUUGUCCGUUUGUCAACGUGGUGGCCGCCAUAUGUAAACAGAGCUUUUCUGGUGAAAGUUCUUGUGAAUAAAUGCUUAAAUCCCUGAAUUAUUUAUAGAUAUGGAUGUAAAACAGUCUCGAUUCAUGGUUAAAAGCAAAAAAAAAAAAAAAAAAAGAAACGUGCAAUUAGCAUUUAUUUUAUGUAAAUAUGUCUUAGUUGGAUGCUAGUCCGUUAGUCAAUGUGGUGGCCGCCAUAUGUAAACAGAGCUUUUCCGGUGAAAGUUCUUGUGAAUAAAUGCUUAAAUCCCUGAAUUCUUUAUAGAUAUGGACAUAAAACAGUCUCGAUUCUUGGUUAAAAGCAUAAAAAACGUGCAGUUGGCAUUUAUUUAACAUAAAUAUGUCAAAGUACGAUGCUGGUCUGUUAGUCAAUGUGGCGGCAGCCAUAUGUAAACAGAGCUUUUCCGGUGAAAAUUAUUGUGAAUAAAUGCUUAAAUCCCUGAAUUCUUUAUAGAUAUGGAUGUAAAACAGUCUCAAUUCUUGGUUAAAAGCAAAAAAAAAAAGUGCAGUUCGCAUUUAUUUUACGUAAAUAUGUCGAAGAAUGAUGUCAGUCCGUAGCGGUUAAUUUCUCCCAUUGUUUGUUUUUUCAACCUAAAUCCGGCGUUGGACCGCUGCAUGUGUUGACUAACUGCAACUGACCGCGAAUAACUGAAGCGGACUGUAGGACGGCCCCAUACUUGAGGGCGUUGCGCAGUGGCUGACGGAUGUGACCCGUCAAUAAAAUUAUGAAGUCUAUGACCAAGUGUAUUUAAUUGUUUUUAAUUUCAAAACAUAGGAUACCGAUUUGUUCAUACAAACAUAACCGGAGCUGCAUAACCAGUUUCCACCGUACCCUUAUCAACAUGGACUUAGCCUUCAAAUAAGUGAGUCAGAGGCCUCAUGGAAGACCAAAACGAAUGCCUCUCAUGUACCCAAUGUCAAAGAACAGCCAAGAAAAGGACAAUAAACAUCCCUCUGAUCAUCCAUGGAUCUCCCACCUUCUCCACCCUACUUCCUCACUCAUCCUUAAGUCCGAUUAUCAUAGUGAAUCACGGUUUUACUGUCUCAUCACAACUGGCUCAGAAGAUAAGGCCGUUAAAGGUUAGCAUCGAAGUGAUCAGCACAAAUGGUUUCGCUUUAAUAGUGCCCUUGGAGUUGAGUGAGGUCGCACACUCACAGAUGCUUAUGUUCAUUUACCAAUUGUGCAUGGGAAGUAAAACAUCACAUAAGACUAGUGUGUCUGUGAAAGAAAAUGCUUGAUAUACUAGGUCAAGCUAAUACAUGAUUCUGCCUGAUUGUAGUUAAUUAGAUGAUGAGAAGUGUGCGAUGACAAGCUGCUUAGUCAGAUUAGAGAGAUCAGCUUCCUGUGACAAGCCGAACUUAAUGGGGCUUGCUAAGCUUGACGCCGAGAUUUUGGAAACUGUGAACACACCAGACCAGCAUUACAUUAUACAAAUCAACAAAAAGUUGGGUUUUUUGCUUUGAACUUGGUUCCUUCACCUACCUUCCAGUUCUGAGGUUUUGGAUGUUGGAUGUGGAUUUUCUUAGGAACCCUCCCUUAUUCCAAAAACAUAAUAGUAUAUGUUAGGUACUAGGGGUGUAACGGUACACAAAAAUCUCGGUUCGGUACGUACCUUGGUUCUGAGGUCACGGUUCGGUUCAUUUGCGGUACAGUAAGAAAACAAAAUGCAAAAUAUAAAUGUGCUUGUUGUUUAUUACACACUUUUGUGCUUUCAACAAUAGGAACAUUAGCCUAUAGACCCCAAUCACCUGACGUCACAACUCCGCCCCCCUGACUGGUGCCGCCAUUUUGUCCGUCAACUCAUCGUGUUUACAUAUUACCGCUACGUACAUUCCUCCUAUUACUGCGUGUUUUUCUGAUUGUCUAAGCAAUCACCGCCUAAUAAACGAACCCAAAACCCUUCCUGACAAUCGUUAACAUUGAAUAAUCAAAAUGGUGAAGGCAUGUGUGGCGGUUAGUUGCAGUAACAGAGAAGAUAAACGGUCAUUUUAGUAGUUGGUGUGUGCCCAUUGUUAAAAGGGCAAAUCUCUAAAGCAGCACGGUUUGUUUAUCUCGGUCCAUGAUGCGUUUGUGUCGACAGCCGUUAGACAGCGGCGAAAACAUCAAUAUGAUGCCAACAUGAUCGCAGACAUCAUCAGACAGAGACUACGAAGCUCGUCGCCACGGCCGCGCAGCAAGAGGGUGAAAGUUGUGCAGCCCUGUCACGCCCACAGCGCCCCCUUUCUGCCCGGACGGCCCACCACGCCCCGGUGCAUAUGAAAGGGUACCAUGUCAGCCGUAGCUUGUCACAGCAUUCCUCUGGUGGUGGUGGAGGAGGCCCCUGUCAUUGUCCCCCUGAGGACUGUGAUGGCCCAGGCAGAGACUUCUACCACAGUCAUAACGAUGGUCACUUCUACACUCCAGGAGGUCCAGCUGAGUCUUUGGCACUUGAGAGACACCACUCCCACUCACAUUCUCACAGCCACUCAGGUGGAGGCACCUUUCCCCGUUCACACCCCAGCCAGCAUCCACCUCUGCAGUCGUUUGACUCAUGUGAGGAAUGCUUGUCAUCGGGUCAUGGAGGCAAGAUGCACCGCAUCCCUCCAAACCUGAUGGAUCAGUUUGAAAAGCAGGUGCCCUUCCAUCCUGAUGGCUUCCACACAUUGCAGUAUCAGCGCACCACUAGCGGGGGUGCCGAGCAGCGCAGCGAGAGCCCUUCACGUAUACGACACCUGGUCAACUCCGUCCAACGUCUCUUUGCCAAGUCCCAUUCUUUGGAGGCCCCUUCCAAACGAGAGUACAAUGGGACAAGAGGAGGCAUGGAUUACAGGGGCGAGAGAGGAGGGGGUCAUAGAAGCGGCGGGGAGGACGGCGUGGGCCACCACUCUGGCCACCAGUCCCGCUCUGCUCGGAGGAACAAGUCUCGAGAGCGUAGUAAGAGCGGGGACUCUCGACACGAGUCUGGUAGACGACACCGCAGCAGAACGGCAGGCUGGUGGAGCUCUGAUGACAACUUGGACAGCGACAGCAGCUUCCUGGUGAGUGGUGGAAGGAGAGGAUACCCCAUUGGGCAUGAAAGUCUGGAUGCGGCGAUUCAGGAGCUCACCAUGAAGAGACCAAAGGAACGAGUCAGUGGGCCUGGGCCUGCAGAGUGCAUGGCCUGUACCACCAUUGCACUGGCUGGCAGCGAAGGAAGCGGACACCACAGUCACACUGGUCACCCUGGUCACUCCCUGAAGAGGAGCACAUGGUCUGCGAUGACCGUCAGUCAAGCCAGGGAGGUGUACCCCUCGAGGGGGAUAGGGGGAGGCUAUGAUAAAGCUCUGGUGCCCCUUGACAACAAACUGAAGGAGAGGACCCUCCACUAUCUACAGGUUCCUUCAGAAGACUGGGGGGGUGGAUACAGUGGCAGUGGUGUCACAGACAGUGGAGGUGAGAUUCCCUGCCGUCGCAUGCGCAGUGGCAGUUACAUCAAGGCCAUGGGCGAUGAUGACAGCGCCGAUUCAGACAGUAGCCCAAAAGCCUCGCCUAAGUCCACCCUGAUUGCUCAGAGGGAUGCCUUCAGACGAUCAAUCAGCAUGGAUCAAAGGUAUUCAUGUAAGCAGUGUACAGACUCAUAUCCGAACAGCCGAACAACACCCAAAUCCCACACCCGCUCACGUAGUUACACUCGCUCGCUGACCAGUUCACAGUUAGGAGACACGCUAGACCGACAGUUUGAGGCUGUGUGCGAGACCAUGUUUGGGGAGGUAGAAUCCCAAGCGGUCGAUGCUCUGGAUCUCCCAGGAGUGUUCCGCACGCGUAGCCAUAGCUAUGUCCGCGCCAUCCAAGCCGGAUGUUCCCAGGAUGACGACUGUCUCUCUGUAUUCUCCAUGUCUGGCCCCCAGGGAAGCAUCAAGGCAGGAGCUGUCUUUCCUUAUCGCAAAGGUGCACCUCCCCCACUCCCACCUCGCAUGUCCAAGUCUUCGCUGUCAGUGAGAGCCCAGAGCAGCACAGAGUCCACUCAGGACACCUACUACCAGAGCAGCCAUGGGCGCCCCAAACUGCACAGUAACUCAGUGGACCUGGGCUGCUCCGACGUACCUUCGGGACGCUCUUCCAGAGUUGGCUACUACACUGCCACAGGCCCGGGGCGUUCCCGGCAGCACAGUAACUCAGCAGAGAGCCUUGACGGAGGGAUCAGGGGAUCGAGGGAGAUGGUGCCUUAUGGAGGAGGUCCAGGAGUUGGCGUGCGGGCAAAACACAGCAGCUCAGCUGACAGUCUGCUCGAGGGGCCACCAAGGCCAGCGCGGGACAGGGAUGGUCGGGUUGGGGGAAGCCUUGGGAAGUCAGUCUCCUUGCCGCAGAACAGCAUUGUUCUGAGUAAACCUGGAGGGCAGGAUGAUAGUUGCGGGAGGAAAUGGAGGCCGUCCAUAGCUGUGCAGGUGGACAGCUCAGAGACUCUGUCAGAUUCAGAUGCAGAGGGCAAAGCUCUGACAGAGGUCCAUUCAAUAGGAGUACAGGUGGAAGAUGACAAAAGACGGGCCCGUUUCAAGCGCUCAAACAGUGUGACGGCCAGCGUGCAGGCUGACCUGGACCCUGAGGGCUUCCCAGGACUCAGCGUUGCCGUGCCAACGCAGGACAAGAGUCUCCAGUUUGGCUGCUCCUUCCAACGGCACUCAUCAGAACCGGAGUCAGCUGGCCAGUUCACGGAAUGCCACCGCACUGUGCAUACACAGGGACAGUGGGCCUAUCGAGAGGACUUUAUCCAGAGUGGCUACACCACUGAGGCUUGUCCAGGAGACCCAAGAUCCCACCAGCAUCCGCACCUUCCACCGCGUUCCCACUCACCACUACCCCUUUCAUCUGAGCGAGCAUGGGCCGGGACACCUUCUUUGGAGGGUCCCCGGAGCCUGCCCGACUCGGGUAGAGCCUCCCCUUGUAUGAGGGAUGGAGAAUUCUUCUUGCGCCUCUUGCAAACUGAAGUGGAAAGGAUGGAGGGCUGGUGCCAGAACAUGGAGAGGGAGGCAGAGGAGAAUGAACUCCCAGAGGAGAUUCUUGAGUUGAUUCGUAGUGCAGUUGGCAGUGCCCAGAUUCUCAUGUCUCAGAAGGUUCAGCAGUUCUUUCGUCUCUGCCAACAAAGUGUGGACCCUUCUAGUUACCCACAGCCCACCUCUCAGGACCUAGCAGGCUUGUGGGACCUACUUCAGCUCAACAUAGAAGACAUCCGGGUCAAGUUUCAGGAUCUCCAGCGCCUCAAAGACUCUGGCUGGAAGGUCCCCCCUGAAAAGAAGGAGGAUAAGAAGCUUCCUCCUCCCUUACCAAAGAAGCCAGCGGGCGGGGUGAGUGGCAGCCUACGGGCCGAUAGCGUCGGGGAUGGAGGCGGCGGAGGCGGGCCAGGGGGCCUGUUAGUGCCUCGUGUAGGUGGACACACUCUACCAAUCAGGGAGAAAUCCCUGGACCUAGUGGAACGUCAGAGGACAGAAGCUAGGAGGAGGUUACUGCAGACCAAGCGAACUGCCUCCUUCAGGCAGAACUCAGCCACGGAGAGUGCAGACAGUAUUGAAAUUUACAUUCCCGAGGCCCAGACUCGACUCUGAAAUCCCCCUUAGUGACUUCACUCUGACCAGCGACCUAGUCCUUUGCAGCUCUGGAUUAUUUGCAGGUCAUUACUAACUCCUCUGCUUCCCAUUAAACUAGAGCAUUUCCAUUGAUACGCUCAUGAUUUCUCUAAAAUCAGUUCUCAAGCAGUAACAACCAUUUCUGUGUCUUGAAAACUGCACAUACUAAUGACAGAGGCCUAAAAAAUAGUGUAGCUCACAGACAUAAAUUAUCGCCUUUUUUCGAAUUUAAGAAAUUUUAUUUAUUUAUUUAUGUAUUUAUUGUUUUGCUGACAAGAAGCACUUCACUUUUUGUAACGGUGAUUUGCUGAUGCUCUCACACUAGUUAUUAGCAUGCCUGGUCAUGUGAAAAUCACUGAAAAUAAAGGGCUUAACAGGCACAAAUCCUCCAUGACAGGAGAUGACAAUGACACCCAUAGGAGGGCCACAAUUAUAUCUGUUUGAUUUGCUAUUCCCAGCAAAAUUUACCCAUACUCUUCACCGACACUGCCAGAGUAACUGAAGAGGGACGUCUUACAAACGCUGACAGUUUUUGAUUAUUGUAGUCCAUAGGCAUCGUGUUUUCUUCGCAACAGAUCAUAAAAACAAACCACUUUGUUACAUGUUUGUUUGUUUGUUUUGGGGGGAGGGGGUAACCAUCAUAAUCACGCAAAAGCGAUUUAGGACAACACUGAAAAAAAUAGGACAAUUAUGUUAAAUAUUUAAUAAAAUAUUGUAAGAAAUAAGUUGUAAUGGGAUCCGACUGGUCCGUCAUAUCACGAGAAUAAAGAUUAUACUUUGAGUUUAUUCAUAUAAAUUAUACUGAGACUCAUAAUAUUAAAUGUAUUCCUAUGUUAUCCUAAAGAUCUAUGAGGUUUCCCCCUCUUGUUGUACCCCUAUGGCUUAUUUGAAUGUGCAGUUGCUAUUUUGUCCAUAGUGUGCACAGGACUCACACUAGCCAUUCCAUUUGAGCCUUUCCAGAGUAGCGUCAGAGCCUUGAGAGCAGGAGAGCAUCAUAGGCCAUAAAAAUAGUCAAGUUUGAUUGGCUGAAGUGGUUUCUCAGGACUUCGCUGAGGGGCUCUAUUUCACUGUGAAAUCAUAGCACCACCAAGUGGUCAAACUAGGAUUUAACAAUAAUUUGGAGUAGGGAUUUAACUAGAUGCCCUUAUAAAACAGCCAUGUAUUCGCUUCCCAUCAAAAAGCGAAUAUUCCUUUGAUUCACUGCUAAAAGCAAAAAUGACAUAUCUUAUUUGAAACAAGAGAGGUCCCUGCUUAAGAAAUUGUUUCUUAAGACUGGAAAGAUAAAAAGAAACUGCUAGGACGCUAUGGUAAUCACAAGUAUUGUGUAUCUGAUCUGAAGUGUUUUUGACUUGACAAAGUGCAGCAGUGUAGCAUGAUUUAAAUAAUUGUGUUCAUACACAAGAGCAAGCAGGAACACAUUUCUAAUUUCAAUAUUUUGUAUGGAUGUUUUGUAUAAUGCUUGUGUGAAUGCAGCAGCUCUGUGCUGAUGAAGAGAUGUGAAGAAAACCAAUGAAAUUCAGCCAUUAGCAUGAUUUUCUCAUCUCUUAAUAUUUGAAUGAAACCUGGCAAAUAUUUUAAUGGGAGAUGUAUAUUUUAUAAUAUAAUCUACAUUUCUAGAUAAAUAGAUAAAUGGUUACAGUGUACAAAAAAAAGCCUAUAUCAAAUGUGAAAUACCACUGUAUUAUUAUAAUUAUAUAGUUUAGUGUGAUGUGUGGCAUAUCCAGACGCAGUACAUGUAAAAAGAUGAUUAUGUGAGUGCUGGGUCAGGUUCACAGGGUAAAAAAUAAAUAAAUACAUGAAACAAAACAGAGAGAAAAAACACUGGUAGUUGCCAAGUCAAAUCCUCUGGCGCUUUUACAUGUUUGAAUUGCAUAUCUCCAUCUUUCACUGGCUUUCUCCCUGUAUUUCCACUCUAGAACCAAUAACAUGUGCCUAACCAGCUAUGUAUGGAGGUUACUGUUCAAGUUUACAGUGUCUACGUGCUGUAUAUGAGACAUGUACAUAGAAAAAUAGCAAAUGUGAGAAGUUCAAAAAUGUUUCAGGCCCCUUUUAGUUAAUUUUCACUGAAAUAUUUCUGGAAUACUUUCAGUUGGCACUGCAUGCUUUGAGAGAGAUUAGCCAUCUGACAAGAGAGCUAAUUUUGUAGCUUUAAAAUCUUUGUGUAGAGAUUCUUAAAAGACAAUAAUAAUGGCAAUGGACAAAAAGUGCUGAAGGAAAAGAGAGACCCUAAGUGCUCCAUUCAUUUGCAUCAGUGUCAAACGACAACAGCUGUGGUUGAGGCUCAUCAAACAAAGCACAAAAACCUGCUUUUUCUACUCUUACUCCACUGUGAAGAACUCCUUGACUUGUCUUUUCAUCGGGAGGAUUCAACAAGUAUUUAUCCACAGUAUCAACUUCUACACUUCUCAAACAAAGGCACUCAUCCACCAACAGUGUUGCAAUUUUUAAAGUGUUGCCUAUCCCUCUCUUUGCGCACAGUGCAACUGCAAGGACCCUCGCUAUGAAUAUCACGAGUUCUGAGCACUCACCAGACUGACUGUAUGCCACAAAAAAACUGUCACCUCUUUUGAAGGGUGCAAAAACCCCAUUUCAGAGCCACCCUCGAGUACCUCAGCCUUUUUAACCCAGGCCUCUGUCCUCAGGGGAUUCUCUAUACAACAACACAUCACCAAAAACACCAAGGACACACAAAAUAUAGUGCUUUUUGAAAUAAUUAUUUCAGACUAUGGUGGAUGCAGCAAGAACUCAAACAGUGCAUAAUUUAUUGGUGAAAGAGGGGAUUGUAGCUGCAGAUUUGAGUUUUAGGUAGACAUUUCUAAAAGGCUGUUCUAAUGGUAUUCAUAAUUUAUUCCAAACAGAGGGCUGCAUUUUUAUUUUUCAAUUAUUUAUUUGUUAUGUAUUUAUAUGUUCACUCUAUACAGUACCGUUUCAUUGGUAUUUUGCCUUGUAAAUCAUUUGAACAAUUACAAUGCAAGUUUGACAGUUUGAUGGAUACCAUAAUAAUGGUCAAAUCCACUCCCAAAUCAUUGGUUCAAACCAAAAAGACCAUCUUCCUCUAUGUAUUUUUGGACAUGAGUACCUACCAAAUGUUAUGUUCCCAAUUAACACUGGCUUCUAAAGAUUGUCAGGGGUCAUGUGACACCAUAAGUUUACUUUUUGGAUAACAAAAAGGUCCUCGAUGACACAAUUUCUGGUGCCAGUAAUUCUCUUGUUAAUUUAUAUCGAAUCGUUCUCAAAACUGCAUGUGUUAUACAAAUAGGCUGUGUAAACGUUAUGUUUGUACAGUCAUGCCCCCAUUUGGACCUUUUAUAUAAUUGUCAGAUCAGCCAGGGGAUGUAUACCUGAAACUCCAAUGUGCCUUUAGCACUGAGGUGUACUAUAUUUGACCUGUGUGUAUCAAUACUGUAAUGCUGUUAGAAAACGGAUCACAAACUGAGCUAUUACUGUGUAAUUACCACACACACACACACACACACAAAAAAUCCUGCCACUCUUUUGUUUACAAAAAUGUAAAUACAUGUUGCCAACAAACAUUGCUCUACUCAAUAUCACAUAUAUUGUUAUUGCAAUAUGAUUAUUAGUUGUAGAAUGAUUAUUGCCAUUAAAAAGGGGGGUUAAUUAUUUCCACCGCCGUCAUUGUUAUAAACAUAUUAUAUAUAGCAAGGGAUGAGUCUUGUGUACAAUAACUAGCUUAAUAUGGUAGGACUUGUCUUAAAAGUGCUGCUAGAAUGGACAACAAAGGGACAUGAACUCUGGGAAGACGUAUUUCUCUCUGGGAUCAAUGAUGGACACGUCCACAGGGAGAUUGCAAAAGAGGGCGUAUUCAAAAAUGAGUUGUGUGCUGUUUGUUCUCCUUUGAAUUUCCAUUCAGUUGAGGAACUUGUGAAAUUCAUAGAUAAAUGGACUUCACACUCUGUAAUCCACUAGAAAAUGUAGCAAAAGCUCAAAUGUCCUUUACUGUUGUUCCAUCAGCUCAUCUGUCAUUUCGCCCAAAACACCUGAAGGGUCUGACACACCGAGCUUUUCUGUCUUUCAGCUCCUGCUCUUCUGUUGAAUACAGUGCCAAGACAGCAUAGUGUACAUAGAAACAUUUUUGUUGUCAUUUGAAAAGAAAUGACUGAAGCAUAUAGCAAUACCAUUGAGAUGUAAAUGUCCAUUAACUCCAGAGAAGCUGGGUUAAGAAAAUGCAUGCAUAAGAAACACCACGGCAACUUGAAGAAUUAUAGGUUGGAAUCAUGGUCAAUGGUUCAGUUUGUUGUGUUGUAGUUCUCAUUGUGUACAUAUCAAUUUGUAUUAUUUCUUGUAAAAGUUUUAUGGCUCUGGAUGUGUCCAAGGAGCACGUCUUAAAGCCCAGAGAGAUGGCACACUGUGACGUGGUUUACCCCUCAACACAGAAUGUAACACGGUCUUCGUUGUCAAAACAUUUUCUAAAGGCUAAUAUUAUUAUUAUUAAUAUGAUUACUAUAAAGCUAUUUUAGCCAGUUAAA
Molecule: messenger RNA, 13956 nt
Organism: Corythoichthys intestinalis (scribbled pipefish)
Lineage: Eukaryota; Metazoa; Chordata; Actinopteri; Syngnathiformes; Syngnathidae
Gene: dlgap3
Product: discs, large (Drosophila) homolog-associated protein 3
Exons: 12
Coding region: 6146-9448 (1100 amino acids)
Biological process (GO): signaling
Cellular component (GO): glutamatergic synapse; postsynaptic specialization
Molecular function (GO): molecular adaptor activity
Source: RefSeq, a predicted model, not a curated record